GCUAGCAUCGCUUCUCCGUUCAAUUCCAACGACAAAAAUAGAGCUUCAAUCUCUCUCUCUAUUUCGCGUCGCCACGCUGAAGCCGAUCCGAAUCCCCGCUUUCGAGAUCCCUUCUUCUUCUUCUUCCUCUACUACUCCGCCGUUUUCUAGCAGCAGGAUUCUUUGUACAAUCCAAUGGCUAUUAAUGAGCCAUUGUAUCCGAUAGCUGUGCUGAUAGAUGAGUUAAGGAAUGAAGAUAUUCAGCUGAGACUGAACUCUAUCAAGAAACUCUCUACUAUUGCACGGGCGCUUGGUGAGGAGAGAACCAGAAAAGAAUUGAUACCAUUUCUUAGUGAAAAUAAUGAUGACGAUGAUGAAGUUCUUAUGGGAAUGGCUGAAGAGUUAGGUGGCUUUAUUCCAUAUGUUGGUGGUGUGGAAUAUGCUCAUGUAUUGCUUCCACCACUGGAGACAUUGUGUACCGUAGAAGAAACUUGUGUUAGGAACAAGGCUGUUGAGUCAUUGUGUCGUAUAGGGGCACAAAUGAAGGAAAAUGACUUGGUAGAUUGGUUUGCCCCUCUGGUGAAGAGGCUAGCAGCUGGCGAGUGGUUUACUUCUAGGGUUUCAUCAUGCAGUAUAUUUCAUAUUGCUUAUCCAAGUGCUCCAAAUCAGUUGAAGGGGGAACUGAGGUCCAUAUAUGGACACUUGUGUCAAGAUGACAUGCCUAUGGUGAGGAGAGCAGCCGCAACAAGUUUAGGCAAAUUUUCUGCUACAAUAGAGCCAAGCAAUUUGAAAUCAGAUAUCAUGCCAAUGUUUGAGGAAUUAACACAAGAUGAUCAAGAUUCUGUGCGCCUGUUGGCUGUUGAGGGUUGUGCGGCACUUGGAAAAUUGCUGAAACCUGAGGAUUGUGUCGCACAAAUUCUUCCAGUGAUUGUCAAUUUCUCUCAGGAUAAAUCAUGGCGUGUCAGAUAUAUGGUUGCAAAUCAAUUAUAUGAACUUUGUGAGGCUGUUGGAGCUGAAGCUACUAGGACCGAUCUAGUACCAGCAUAUGUUCGUCUUCUUCAUGAUAAUGAGGCUGAAGUGCGCAUAGCUGCAGCAGGGAAGGUGACAAAGUUUUGCCAGAUCUUAAGCCCAGAACUAGCAAUUCAACAUAUUCUUCCUUGUGUAAAGGAAUUAUCAUCAGAUUCUUCACAGCACGUUCGCUCAGCUUUAGCUUCAGUGAUCAUGGGGAUGGCACCUGUCUUAGGAAAGGAUGCAACAAUUGAACAACUUCUUCCAGUUUUUCUUUCACUUCUGAAAGAUGAGUUUCCAGAUGUUCGACUCAGUAUAAUCAGCAAACUUGAUCAAGUAAACCAGGUUAUUGGAAUUGAUUUACUGUCUCAAUCACUCUUACCUGCCAUCGUGGAGCUUGCAGAGGAUAGGCAUUGGCGAGUCCGGCUCGCAAUAAUUGAAUACAUUCCUUUGUUGGCGAAUCAACUAGGUGUUGCAUUCUUCGAUGAAAAACUUGGUUCUCUUUGUAUGCAAUGGUUGGAAGAUAAGGUCUUCACUAUAAGAGAUGCAGCUGCUAACAACUUGAAGCGUCUUGCAGAAGAAUUUGGAUCGGAAUGGGCAAUGCAACACAUAGUUCCACAGGUGCUUGAGAAAAUCAGUAAUCAACAUUACUUGUACCGCAUGACUAUUCUGCAAGCUAUUUCUCUGUUAUCUCCUGUCAUGGGUGCUGAGAUCACAUGUGAAAAGCUAUUGCCUGUGGUGAUUUCUUUGUCGAAGGACAGGGUACCCAACAUCAAAUUCAAUGUCGCAAAGGUUUUACAGUCUCUUGUUCCCCUUGUUGAUAAAUCGGUAGCGGAAGGCACGAUUCGUCCAUGUCUCGUUGAGCUCAGUGAGGAUCCUGAUGUUGAUGUUAGAUAUUAUGCAGGCGAAGCACUACAGGCAUGUGAUCAAGUGAUAGUGAAGUCGAGUUAGACGAAAUUCCAAUGACCAUUUGACGCCCCCAAUGUGCAAGGAUUUUGAUUCCUCAUCAUCCCUUGGAAGCUCGGUCGUCAUCGUCUAGGUUCUCCUUUUGAUUGAAUCCAGGAAUUUAUUUUUUUCUGACUACUUUUUUUUCGUGCAAUUUUAUUCCCUGAAGACAAGCUUCACUGUCAAAACUAAUAAGCUGGACUAAUGCUGUCAAAUUCUAUUAAGCCUCUUGAUAGGCCAAAUCUUAUGAGCAACUUUUUCUUAUUUGCAAAA
Zingiber officinale is the source of this 2205-nucleotide messenger RNA. RefSeq names its product serine/threonine-protein phosphatase 2A 65 kDa regulatory subunit A beta isoform-like. Gene Ontology annotation, biological process: protein dephosphorylation. Gene Ontology annotation, cellular component: cytoplasm; protein phosphatase type 2A complex. The transcript has 13 exons. The record is from RefSeq and is a predicted model, not a curated record. NCBI's taxonomy places the organism in Eukaryota, Viridiplantae, Streptophyta, Magnoliopsida, Zingiberales, Zingiberaceae. Gene Ontology annotation, molecular function: protein phosphatase regulator activity. Bases 175 to 1938 code for a protein of 587 amino acids.